This is a messenger RNA of Culicoides brevitarsis, 1619 nucleotides long. Its product is annotated as zinc finger protein 2-like. The record is from RefSeq and is a predicted model, not a curated record. Gene Ontology annotation, biological process: regulation of transcription by RNA polymerase II. The transcript is spliced from 2 exons. Bases 46 to 1431 code for a protein of 461 amino acids. Gene Ontology annotation, cellular component: nucleus. NCBI's taxonomy places the organism in Eukaryota, Metazoa, Arthropoda, Insecta, Diptera, Ceratopogonidae. Gene Ontology annotation, molecular function: zinc ion binding; DNA-binding transcription factor activity, RNA polymerase II-specific; RNA polymerase II transcription regulatory region sequence-specific DNA binding.
AGCCGAUUUCCAGCAGAAUUAAAUGAAAAAAUCACCGCAAAAAUUAUGGAUUUCGUGCCAAUUUGCAAAUUAUGUCUCGUAAAAGUCGAGAACGAGCAACGCCAACAAAUUUUAUGCGACGACACCAUUCAAAAUUUGACCAAUAUCAUCACUGAUCUGUUCGGGGACUUGGUCUUUCUCUCCUCCGCUGAGAUGCUCGCUCUCUGCAAAAGCUGCAAAUGGAAGCUCAACGACAUCCAAGUAUUCCGCAAAACAGUAAUAAAGAACCAAAAACGGUACGAAAUGAAGUUAUCCGAGUACGAAAUCGCCGCACCUGCCAUGGACGAGGAAUUUCUCGUCGAGGAAGAAGUCGAAAUCAAGCCAGAAAUUUAUCCGGAGGACUCUUCCAGGGACAUUUCAUCACCUGACGACACAAAACCCGAGCUCGAGGCAUCGGGAAAAAUCAAAACGUUGCGAAAACGGGCAAAACCUCCAACGAAACUCUUCAAAACGGAACGCGGUUGUGUCCAAACUGCAGAAAAGCAUGAAAAAGACGUCGAAGAUUUUGCGAUAAUUGCAGCGCAUUACGAACUAACGUGCGAUUUGUGUCCGGAAAAUCCAAAAUUUCAGAAUUAUCGUGAAGUGACGCGACAUUACACGAAGGCGCAUCGGAAACGUUGGACUUUUACGUGUUGCGGCAUGAAAUUAAAGGAUCGCAAUUCGGCUGUGGAACACGCUUUGUGCCAUAAAAACCCGAAAAUUUGCGAAUCGUGUGGCAUGCAAUUUGUGCUGAAAAAGCAGUUUAAGAAGCAUUUUUACGCGUGUCAACCGCGAUAUUGUUGUUUCUUCUGCAAUCAACUUUUCCGGAGGAAACACGAAAUUAGCGAACACAUUCAGUCAAAGCACGUCGUUCAUCCAAAAAUAAUUUGCGAAAUUUGUGGCAAGGAUUUCAGCUCAAUCGGGUCCGUGAAUGCCCAUAUGAAGCGAAAACACAGCGAAGGCAAGGCGGUGACGGUAUUUGAAGAGUGCCCCGAGUGCGGAAAGAAGAUGCAACGCUCGAGUUUGAAGAAUCACAUCAACGACAUGCACAAAAGGACGGAACCUUACAUUUGUAGCGACUGCGGAAGGACUUUUACGACGAGGAAAAACUUUAUGCGACACGUGAGAACGGUUCAUGUGGUCGGCAGAAAGUACAAAUGCACCAUUGAGGGAUGUAAUAAAGCUCUUUUGACGCCGGAGAGCUUAAAAGAACAUAUCGCGACCCACACGGGCAUCCCCUUGUACCAUUGCAAGUACUGCGAAUGGUCAUUCAAGUCGGCAGGGAACUAUUAUGCGCAUAUGAGACGCAAACAUCCGCUCGAACACGCCCAAAUGAAGCAAGAAACCAAGAACAAAGUGUACGGAGUCAUCGUUGAAGGCACACAAACCGUCGCGGAAACCGGAAAAAGCUAGAAAUAAACGAAAAAUUACUUAAAAAUUAAUUUAUUCCAAAAAAAAAUUUUUUUUUUCAUUAAUUCUAGUAGAUAAAAAUGCAGGAAAUACUGGAAAUUGAAUGUGCAGAGGAAAUUUUUUGCGUUUUUUCCUUAACCGUAUCCACGAAAUGCUCUGAAGGAUAAAAAUGCGUCCAAGCCGUGAACUAU